Molecule: messenger RNA, 7035 nt
Organism: Galleria mellonella (greater wax moth)
Lineage: Eukaryota; Metazoa; Arthropoda; Insecta; Lepidoptera; Pyralidae
Gene: DCTN1-p150
Product: dynactin subunit 1
Exons: 30
Coding region: 639-4358 (1239 amino acids)
Biological process (GO): Golgi vesicle transport; nuclear migration; establishment of mitotic spindle orientation
Cellular component (GO): Golgi apparatus; spindle pole; kinetochore
Molecular function (GO): small GTPase binding
Source: RefSeq, a predicted model, not a curated record
ACAUGAAAUAAACAUGUUUUAUAAAGCAAGAGGUUUCUUUUUCAAAUUCUGCUAGUGAAUACUCAUUCUUUAAAAGUUUUGAGUUUCAUCUAUAUUAUUAUUAAAAUAUGACAAGUGUUAUAAGAUUUCAAAAAGCAUCAGUUUUUUUUUAUUUAAUAAUUUUUUUUAUUAUAUUACUGACGAGUGGGCUAAGGUUCAAGUAUGUACUGCUUUUUUAGCAAGUACAAAGUUGAUAUAAAAUUUAUAGUAUAUUUUGGUUAGGUGUAGACUACUAUAGACAAUAGUUUCAACUUUUUGUUAAUUUUGCUCAGCACAUGUAGACAAAUACGAAUAUAUUAUUUAUUGUGGCGUAAUUGGCUAAUUUUUAUAUAAUAAAAAUAAUUUUGUUUUUCGUAAGUAUCAAUUUAUGAAUUUAUUUACGUAGUUUAAUUUUAUAUCCAUUGGCCUGUAUUAUUAACAUAUCAAUUUGUUAUAAUUUUUUUUUUAAGUUAUACUUAAAUUUAUUAUCUAUUAUUGAAAAAAAUAAUGUUUACAUACAUUAAAUUAACAAGUUAUGUUUAAGCAGAUGUAAUAUUGAUGUUUUAUAUUACUCAGUAUUGCCAACUGUAAAAAUAAUUAUUAAUUUCUGAAGUCCGCAAAUGGCGACACCAUGCAUAAGUCCAGAGCAAAUCCGUUCUACAAUCACAGGGGUGCGUCGGAAGGCAUCGCCCGCGCAGACCAAAUCCGGAACAUUGUCUAUGUCGAGUUCUCGCACGUCAUUGGCGAGUAGCCGCCAGUCUCUCACGUCGUACGCCUCUCCAACAGCGGAGAGGGCGUCGUCUCCGGAUCUAACGAAGCGUGCCUCGUUCGUUGAGACGGGUUUUGUGGAGACCUUGACUCCUCAGUUCACUCCGGGACAGAGCAUCACGUCACCGCAGCCCGUGCCGUCUGUUGAGGACAAACUUGCGAACAUACAAGCGCAGCAAGAGAUUACUCAGCUGAAAUCUGAAGUGGAAGACCUCAAAGAGAAGCUGGAAACGAUAAAAGUCCGGCGCGCGGAGGACCGCGAGAAACUGCGCGAGCUGGAACGGGUCAAAUUACAGCUGGACCAAGCAAAUGAGUUCAAGACGAGGAUCAUGGAGUCGCAGGCACAGCUGCAGAGGGACCUGCAGCGGGCUAAACAGGAGACCCGGGAGGCACAAGAGGCACUAGAAGCCCACAACGACGAGACAGCCGAACUCCAAGAGGCAGCAGAAAUGGCGGCCCUGGACAAGGAGAUGGCCGAGGAGAGGGCGGAGGCGCUGCAGCUCGAGCUGGAACAGUGCAGGGAGAAGCUGGAGGAGGCCACCCUAGACCUGCAGCUGAUGAAGGCCGAAAUGGAAGCCGGCGGCAAUAUACAGCACCCGUACGCAGCGGAGGGCGGCGCCGCCACCGGCUACGAGAUGCGCCAGCUGCAGCAGCAGAACAGCCGCCUGCGGGACACGCUGGUGCGCCUGCGGGACCUCUCCGCCCACGACAAACACCUCAUGCAGAAGAUGCACAAGGAUUUGGAGCAAUACAAAUCGGAGAUAGCCGAGCUGAGCCGCACAAAGGAGAAGCUGUCCAGCCGAGUCGAGGAGUUGGAGUUGCAGGUGGCCGAUCUCCGCGAGCAGGUGGACGCCGCCCUCGGCGCUGAGGAGAUGGUGGAACAGCUCGCUGAGAAGAAAAUGGCGCUCGAGGAUCAAGUGGAACAGCUGAAGCAGGACGUGUCCGAGCUGGAGGCGUUGCAAGAGGUGCACGAGCAGCUGGUCGAGUCCAACCGCGAGCUGGAGAUGGACCUCCGCGAGGAGUUGGAGAUGGCGCACGCCGCCACCAGGGAGGCGGUUCGCGAACGGGAGGCGGCGUUGGAAACGAUCAUGGACCGAGACUCGACUAUAGUGAAGUUCAGGGAACUGGUGCAGAAGAUGACAGAGCAGUACGGCGAGCUGCGGGCACAGCUCGACUCCAAGCAGGGUUCCCCAGCCCCCAGCUCGGAGCAAGAGUCGACCCCGGAGCCUACAGCUCGCAGUUCCCCGCCCACAGAGUUGGGUUCGCUGGUGCACGCGUCCAGGGCUUCCACCCGCUCCAUCGACCUGCAGCUGCGGGCGCUCGAGCUAACGCAGGCUAGAGCUCGAGCUGACAUGCUAGCGGCCUGCCUGCCGGACCACUUCAUGGCCACCGCUGGCGACCACGACGCCAUACUCCUGAUCCUGCUGCUGCAGCGGUUGAACACCAAAGCGGACAUCAUACUGGGACAAAUCCGGGAGAGAUUCCCAGCGGUGAACGUGUGGGAUCGCGAGGCGGUGACAAAGACACACACAGCGGUCCAGUACAGCUUCCGCUGUCAGCUCGAGUAUCAGCUGCACAUGAUACAGUGCAUCGUGUCAAUGUGGAGCGCGGCGCUGGACAGGUGUGCGGCCGAGGUGCUGCUGCGCGCCGCCAGCGCGCUGCCGGACGCGCUGCAGCAGGAGCGGGCGCUGGACGCUGCAACACACCUGCUCAAGGGCAACGAGCUCGACGAGAACUGCAACCUGGACGGCAUGGAGCGGUGCUGGACAUACCUGUGUGCGAUGUGGUCGGCCCUGGGCCUGUCGGGUGCGGCGGGGACGGCGGGGACAGCUGGGACAGCGGGCGCGGCUGCGGGCGUGUCACGUGAGGCGCUGCUGCACGCCACGUGCGCGCUGGACGCGCUGGCGCGUGCAUUGCACGCCGAUGCCACCGCGCUCACUUAUAUCCUGCAGCCUUCAGAACGCCAGCUGGAGCUGGGCCAACUGCACGAGUCCAUCUGCACCUCCAGCGCUGCGCUGCAGCAGCAGCUGAAGAGUAUCCGCCGACGACUGCCGCCCGGGGUCAGGCUAGACGCUGUGCCUCUCGACCCGCAGGUGGUGGAGCGGCUGCGCGGCGAGUGCGCGCGGUCGCUGUGGCGCGGCGCGCGCGCGGCGUGGCUGGCGGCGCGCGCGGCGUGCGCGUGCGCCGCCACCGCCGGCGAGCGCGGCGAGCCCGCGCCGCUCGCGCACGCCGCGCUGCUGCAGCUGUGGGCCGCCGCCGUCGACAAGCUCUACCACCAGGACGACCACGGGCCAGUGCGCACGAUCAAGCACUCGCUGGCGCAGGUGUCCGCCGAGGUCACCAAGCUGGCGAACUUCGUCCAGGACAAGGAGUACGACAUGAUGUCCCUCACCAACGUCGCCACGGACAAGCCGACGCCGCCGGUAGUGGUGCGAGCCCAACUGGUCAAGAAGCAGCUGGAGGAGACCAAGACGCUCACCAUCAAGCUGGAGAACAAGGAGGCCGAUAUCAAGGAGCUGAGGAAGGCGCUCAAGGGCAAGCAAGAAGAGCUAUCAGAGAUGCAGAUCCGCCGGGAACUGGGCGAGCGCAAGCUGACGGCGAGCGCGAGGGAUGCCGAGCUCCGCGCCGAGCAGCUGCAGAGGAGGCUCGAAGAUGCACAGAACCAGCUCAAACGAAAAGAGAAAGAGUUCGAAGAGACAAUGGACCAUCUACAACAGGAUAUCGACUCGUUGGAGAGCGAGCGUGGCGCCCUCAGGGACAAACUGAAGUUGUACGCCAAGAGAGGAGGCACCCACCACGCGGCGGCGAGCAGAACCACGCUGGACUACAAACCGGCGGUGUCGACGCCCGCGCGGGACUACGCACCGGUGGUGACACCUGUGUCGACACAAAAAGAGAUGCCGCAGGAGACACCUAUGAAGGUGGCUCCAGGGGUCGCCGCCGGGGAAGUGAACGAAGCUCUGCAGCAUCAGCUCAAAGUGCUUAGUUGGACCGUGGAACGUGAACGCGCAGCCCGAGUGGCGGCGUGCAGGCGAGCUGAACGCGCCACCAUCAGGAAUCUUCGGCCGCUGGAGCACCCGGCGGCCGACGCGGCCCGCGCCAGGAGGCAGGCCGCCGCGCUGCUCGAGAGGGAACUGGCUUCGCUGCACACUGAGUGGACUUUGUUCGUGGCGCGCUCCGGCCUGGUGAAGUUCCCCGAGGACCCGAGCAAGUACGCGCGAGCACUGCAGCAGCACAAGGAGAAGCAGCGGGAGCUCAGGCGGCAGCUGGAGGAGCGGUUGGCGGCGCUGCAGGCCGAGGUGAAGAGUCAGCUGCUGCUGCACCGGCCGUGGCGUUGCGUAGAGGCAGACUUCGCCGAGUUCCCGGCACCGGAGCUGGCCGCUGCGCUGUCAGGACGCACCCUAGCGGUGGGAACACUACAGUACCGUGCGGGUGACGCAGCGCCUACCGACGACACAGUAUACGUGACACCCGCUCAGCUAGCCAAAUUACGUGAGCUAGUCGCAGAAUUGCAAUCGGACGACGUCAAGCUGCAACUGCAACCGCUGGAUGCGACCGUCUGCGCCGCGUAGGCUGCGUGUACGGUUCUUUCUUGUACAAGGGUGGCGAGGGGGGCGUGCUCACACCAGAAUAAUCCGGCGCCGUAGGACCAGAACUUUGUUAGACUAUUCGUCAAAACACAAUUGAAAGUACAUCAAGCAAAAUAGGGAGGUAGAGGGGUUUCUUCAGGGUCGGCACAGCACGCGUAAUAUCUCUGGUAUUGCAGGCGUUCAUAGGCUACGGUAACCGCUUACCAUCAGGUGGGCCGUAUGCUUGUUUGCCACCUCAGUGGUAUAAAAAAAAUCAAGCAUCUUCAAUGGAGUGAAAACAUAAUUAAGGGUACAUGGAUACGUUAAGCACCUUUAACGGACCAACUGACAAUCCCCCUCCCCUCUUCCCUCCAGCGACAUUGUAAUAGCUAAUAGAAGUUUCUAGUAUGUAUUAAUUCGGAUGUAAUUAUAUUAAAAAGAGGAAAGAUUUGAUUGUUUGUUUAUAAUAGAUUAACUGAACAAUACUCAACUUGUUAAAAAAAUUAUUUCACGUAUAGAGCAUAGCUUUUUUUUAUAUACUACUUAGAAUGGCAAACAAGCUGACGGCCCACCUGAUGGAAAGUGGUAACCGUCGCCUAUAGACAUGAGCAGUAGCAUGGACAUAACAGAGUAUACUGUUUCGUCCAUGAUACCCCCCCAUGCGUUGCCAUUCCUGAGGACUCAGGUGUUGUUUUCGAAAAUUUAAUUUGUAAAUUGAAUUCAUAAAUCUCAUAUCUACAUCAUAUUUCCUUGACGAUUGUCAUUUAAAAUUUGUAAAGGUAUUGUUUCUUUUUUUUAUUUUUUACUUGAAUACCUCUUUUUUUUAAUAUAUUAUUAAUAAUUAAAGAUUGUGUGUGAAAAAUCUACUGCAAUUGUGGCUAAAUCAUUUAUUUACUUCUUUAAAAUUAAAAUACUGAUCCAUUUUCGAUAAAAUUGUGUGUGUGUGAGACCAAUCUAUAAGUAAAUCUUUCUAGAGGGAAAACAGAACUUUUCGAAUCAGUUUAGAACUAAUGGAGUUAUGAGGUAACAAACAAAGAAAUACAACCGAUUUGAAAAUCUUUCUGAAAUUCGUUGAAAUCAUUUAAGUCUGUGUGUUUGUUUGUUUGGUUGUUUGUUCAAUAAAAAUAAUGAAAUUCAUGUGACUUCCACAAUAAAUAAUAAUUUUUUACGUAUUACUCAAUUCAGCCGGACAUUUUUUAACUGUGGUCCGAAGGUCCAAGCUCCAAUUCCAGGCUUCUGAGAAUUUUUAAAUCAUUUCCAAAUUUUGAAAAAUUUGGAUCAUUUAAAAAUAAUUGCCAUUCGCUUCUUGGUGCAAAAGGCACGUAAACCAUUCGUCCGGUAAUCCGCGUCACAGGCCUUCGUACGAAGGCGGCCUUAUAACUGCUGACAGCAGAGGGCGACACUGUCAAAUUCACUCAUUUACAAAUUAAGACGCACUUUUGCACAUAUAUAUAUAUAUAUUUAUAACCUAAUUAAAAAUUAUUAAUUAGAUAAUGUAAUAUUGUAUUAAUUAGUAACGAAAUAUUUAUUUGCUUUAAACAAGCGUUUAACAUAAUGAAAGUCAUGUGACAGCACUUUAUGGCAUCUAUUUUUUUGUUUAAUGGAUGAUAAUGGAAUGGUAACCCAACCCGCGCUAUCAGUAUACACCGGCGGGGCACCAGUGAAGGAUGAUAGGUGAGGAUGAAGCAGGUCAGUUAGCCCAUCGUGACGAAUUCAACAAGAAUUGUUCACGAUGGUUUCCAGGGGAGCCACGUGGAGGUCGACCUAAUAAGGCAUAUUGCUAGCAAUGGGGCUGUCAAACUCCAUUGCCAAUAAUCCCUUCCCCCCUGUGGCAUCUAUUUAAUUGCCUUAAAAUUGUAGGCACGUAUUAAUAUAGUAUUAAAAUAUAAAGCACUAAUGUUGGUGAUUAUGUUAUGGUUAAAGAAAAAAUGAAUUUAAAUUAAAUAGUUUUUAAUUUAAAAUAAAUUAAAUAGAAUUUAAUUUAAAUUAAAUAUAUAAUGUUUAAAUAAAAUUUGAUUUGUAUAUAAGGAACUGUUUAAAUCAUUGUGGGUCGAUUCCGAGGUAUCAUUUCUCUUAGCGUACCUCCAAAAUUGAAACUUCAAUUUGAUAGAGGUAUCAUAAAAAUCAAUAUGAGGUAAAUUUCUAAUAGUUUUAAGUCAUAAAUAAAGAUGGUGUCCCACAAAAUGGAAUCGAUUUCAAUUGCGAAGAAACCAGUUAUUUGUAUGUAAAAACCAAACUGUUUAACUAAUUUUUUAUAAAAUUUGUACGGGACCAAUCUGUAAGUAUAUUUUUUUUAUACAACUUAGAAUGGCAAACAAGCUGACGGCCCACCUGAUGGAAGGUGGUAACCGUCGCCUAUAGACAUAACAGAGUAUACUGUUUCGCACAUAAUACCCCCGAUGCGUUGCCAUUCCUGAGGACUCAGGUGUUAUUCCUCUGUACCCAGUAAAUUCACGCCGUUUCCCACCCUUCAAACCGAAACACAGCCAUGCAAACACAACUGGUUCACGGUAGAAACACGAAUGGGAUAGAGGUGUCCAAGCAAACGACUUUUGUACAAAGUCUCCCUCUGGUGAUAUCCUUUUAGAUAAAAAAAAUAAUUUACCAAAUCGGUUCAAAACUGACGGAGUUAUGAGGUGACAAACAUAAAUAGAAAUACAACUAAAUCGAGAAACUUCUU